AUGACGGCCACCGCCGUCGCAAACACCACCCAAGCGUAUAGAGAGAUUACAUUUGGAUUCCCCCACACUCCGGCGCGUUCGAAAAGUGGGUUGAUGCUUCAGUCGCUCUCAUGGCCACUUGACGGCGGCGGCAUUGGGUCUCAUAAGUCGCAGCUCCGCUGUCGCAACGAGACCGACACCAAAGACCAGAUCUCACUGCUGUUCAGUCAUGAUGAGAUCUCCCUAACGGCGGCAGCGCUGGUGGUAGAGCUGUCCGAGACUCUGACUCUGCUGCUGGUUCCCGAUCCUUACAGAGACCCUCCACCGCCGUAUACUGCCGAAACCACACCGCCACCUUACAUCGAGACUGAUGCGCAGGCCGAAAAAUGCUUGUAUAUCCCCGCUUUCGCACCGGCCCCUCCCGCUUCCGUCCCGGUCCCGCGAGAUCAGAGAGCUGUGGGUGACAUCUCCAUAAGUAUUGACUUUGGUGAUACUUCGGGGGUACAAACCAGAGGCAAAGAGAAGAAAGCAUCCGCAGCCCCGGUAUUCAAAGGGUACGCUUCUGGCGACGAAGACGACGGCAAAACGGCUGGGAAUGGAGAUGAGGGUGCUGGUGGGGGCGGAGAUGGUGCUAGUGGCGGAGGUGGCGCCGGCGGUGAUGGGGAUGGAGGAGAUGGUGGAGACGGUAGAGACGAGUGGGAUGACUGGUUUUUGGGAACGAGCGCGAAAAAGAAAAAAAAACAGCGGGAGGAAGAAGAGCGGGACAAGGAAGAGGGAGAGGCUCCAAAAGCGGAUUCAGACCCCCUCAGCCUGGCAGAUGAGACCAAUGCUGCGGAUGCCGACGACGAGUGGACGUUCGCCUCGAAAAGAAACAAGAAGAAGAAUUGGGCUGAAGCCACGUCAACGGUUCCAGGAGCGACGACUAGUUUCGAGGAUAUCGUCUUGGAUGAGAAUGCUCCCAAACUCGAAUCCAGCUUUGCUGGCGACAGUACCAGCCUGCAGUCGGGCGGGUUCGGUCCCUGGGGAAAGACGUGGGAUUUUGGAUUUCUUGUCAACCAGACCGCGGAGGAGCGUUUCGCGGAUGAGGACCCGUGGAGUUUGGAAAAUACGAAGAUGAAAUCCGUCAAAAACGGCUUUGCUGCCGAAACAAGUUCCUCGAAUCCUCAAUUCUAUUCGCCUUCUCGUCGAUACUCCCCACCGAGAGACCCUAUGGAAGCCGAAGUAGCUGAAGCAGAAACCUACCAAUGGGCAACGCCUCAAGUCUCGACGAGGAAGGCAACCAAAGACUUUCUUGCAAGCAGGGAUCAAGACAUCCCUUCUUCCAUAGACGAGGGCAACCCGCAAGCCAAGACAAGCACUGCUGAUCUUACGAGCGAUAUCACGACAACAGAAGGCCAAAAGAAUGUGGAGGAUGUUCCACCAUCGCAUCCUGUCGAGAUGAUGGUCCCUCACCCCUCUACCGAUUCCGGAUACGCAUCUUUGACCCACAUUCGAUCUGCUGACACUAUCUCUACCCCCCAAGAUUAUUUAUACUAUCGUCUAUUAAAGCGUGGCGACGAUUGGAGCUCAUGUGUCAAGGAGCCAAUCUAUGCCUCGGUGAACGAAAUUGAGAGAAAGGUCCGGAGAGGCAGGGGUGGCGAUGGCCCGGUUUUAGAGCAGAUGAUCUGUAUGCCCUCACGCCUCCGAAGGAUGUUUAAAGAAGUGAUCCGAAUUGCCAAUAGGCAAGAGACAGGCGAUGCCUUUUGGGAAGUUGUCUAUAUCAAGUCCAAGAGAGUUCAGACCAAGGAGGGUAAAAUAGAAGUCCCAGAGAUGGAUAUCAUCUUGGCCCGAACGAGAGACAGGUCAAGAUCAUCGGCCAAGUCCUUUGGUGACGAGAAGGUAAGAAAAGUCGAAAAGAAUGUGGAAGAUGUCCCACCGUCGCAUCCUGUCGAGAUGAUGGUCCCUCACCCCUCUACCAAUUCCGGGUACGCAUCUUUGACCCACGAAAAAUUCCAAAACAUACAAGUCGCUCAAGGAACAGAAACCACACCUUCUAACUCGGGUCCACCUCGCUAUCCGAGCCCAGAGGCUGUUGCGGAAAUUGCCGCUCCAGAACAACAGCAUGAGGAAUGGGAUGAUGCUGGAACGGUAUAUUCGACUGACUCCAAUCUUCCCACUCAAGUCAAAGAGAGUUACAAGCUGGAUUUGGCGGACGAGCUGGUGAAUGGGGUCCUCUCUGAACACAUCGACGCGCUGGGUAUGCAAAGGGUAUUGGAAAUUCUGCCCGAGCUGUUGAAAACUUUUGCUUUGAAAGUGGGCUACAAUGCUCCCAGCCAAAUGCAUCGCGAUGUCAUGUCUGACAUUGUCGAAUAUGUUGGACGGAGGUACUAUCAGCGAGAAGAGACUAUUCCUGGACCGCGGGUGGACGAAACGGACCAGUGGACUUUCGCCGAUGCGGUGGAUUUGUGGUUUCAAAAGUGGGAAGAGCCACAGGACGAGGUGCUGCUGGACUCUGUGGACGAGUCUGUUGAGCACCUACUCGAUGAGCUGGCCCUUUCCGAAUUGGGUGAAGUGGUGGAACAAGACGACGACGACGACGACGACGAAGGAGAAAUCACCCAAGAACUGUCCGCGUAUCGGGAUUUUAUUCUCUCUGCUCCAGCCUAUGAAUGGCUCCUGUCGAGUCUGCGACGGGAUUUGAAGCUGGAGCCAGCUGAACCGGACGUGAUGAAGAACAUCGGACAGCAGAUCCUCCAUUUCUUGCCUACAUCGCGAAAGGUUAGCAAGAAGAAGUCGGCAGAGGCAUACCAAAUGACCUGCAGGGUGGCCUGCGACAUCGUGGCCUUUUGCCAGGAGCAAGAGUAUCGACGACGACCCGAAGAGGUGGUAGAGACCGUCAUCACUCUGACAGGAUCCGCCUGUGAUGCCCAAGCGCUUACCUGCAUCCAAUACAUGGCUCAGACCUGGCCGUCCAGUGGCAAACAGCUCCUUCAACUGGUCAAAAAUGUCCUCCAAGGGGUAGCACGCCAAAGCUCUGGUAAACUGCCUGACCAAACCAGGCUCACGGCCGAGAUUCACGGCUCUGAACUGGUCGUGGAGGCCGUGGGGACGGCCAAUUCGGUGGCAGAGGUCGCUGAGCAGCUGGCCUGGCUGGGAGCCGCUCUUCGUUCGUCUCCCUAUGAAGAUGGUGUAGCAGGCUGUGCUCCUUACAUCAAGAAUCUCCGCGUGAACCAGACCCUCUCACAGACACGGACAUUCCUGUGCGAAAUCGAUUUCCAGAUGCACCGACUGGAUGAUCACCGCUCCAACGGCCAGUGUUGGCAUGACCUAUUCCGCAAGCCGGUCAUUGUCGAAGGAUAUCCCAUCCCUCGCCGAUCUCAGUCGGGCACAGGGCUGGAGAUUCCCUUGGACGUCAUGGCCGGCCUGGCCGACACCCAGCUAGUUGACAUGUUUGACAACAAACUCUUCAUCAAAGGGUUCUCCACGUUGCUGAUUCCGACCCGCCUGAGUGAAGGCCUGCUCACGUGGCACCUUCUGUACAAGGACGGCGAUCGAAUCUCAUACCUGGACAGCGACAUCGCGCAUGCGGAAGGCCUCCAGCUCUCGGACUUGGAAAAUGUUCGGCACGUGCUGGGGUGGUGCUCUGAAAUCAGAUACAACGCCGGAUCCAAGAAUGCCGAAUAUGCGGUGGGACGGUCGGGACUGCAGGGACCCCAUCCGGGGUGUAAACUGGAGCAAAUCCAAGUCACAGGAGGCAGACUGAUCACCAGCCCCAAUCCAUACACAGUCGGUCACAAAGAUCGACCACUUCGAAUUGUACAGGCGGGGUACAUGGCCAAGUUGUCGUGGAUCUCCAAGAAAUAUGUCGUGCUGUGGGACGUGGAUUAUCAACGAGGGUGGUUGAUCAAUGGGAGCAGUGCAUUGCUCCACCUACUGCGUGCCUCACUGGAGUUUAACAAGACCGACGAGCUCGAGUCUGCCUUUGUGUUCCGAUCCGAGGACCUGAUAGAGGCCAGCAGGCCUUACACUGCCAGCUCGGCGAUGGCAGUCCUGCUUAACCCGGUGAAUCUGAAACUGGACAUUUAUCGGGGCCGCGAGGAGCAAACUUCAGACCACACCAGAACGACCGAAUCUCCGGAUGUGCUCAACAACUCCGGAGGUCAUGUUCGACUACAGGACCGAGUGGAGCGGCUAUAUAAUCUGCUGGAAAAGAUCAUCGACCAUCAGGUUAACAUGGCCGGGCGGAACGGGGAGAAUCUAAGAGCUGCCCCACGAAAGUAUCUGGAGGGAUGGGACUUUAAAGACCUAGCCACCAACGAAGAUCCUCUCUAUCCUCGGGUCUGCAAGUUGAGAAGCAUGGGCAAAGGAUGGGUGGACUUUACCCGGGCCAUCCAUGCGGUGACGUUGUUUGGGAGUGGAUUUGGAGAGAUCAUUCAGCCAGCCAACAGCCGCGGGUUGUGUGAAUAUUGGACCACACUGCCUCGGCGGAAGUUCUACCUGGCCGCCAGCAUCGCCGACAUGUAUAAAAUCAUGGAUCGGUUUGGCAGUCCCCGAGCCUGCCCGAUGCGGUUGACCGACCACCUCAUCUGGCACCAUCUGAACAAGGCUUUUGACCCUUGUCCAUGUGAUGGACGGCCGGCUAAACAUGCCAACCUGGCCCAGGUUCUGCUGCCGUCCCACUUCAGUCGCAUGUUGUCCCCCAGUCAAUCGGUGCUGUGCAAAGAGCAGGGCGCGGUAGUGUUUGGCCACAAUGCGGAUUACAAUUGGUUCUGGGGCGACACGGGCGACCCGACGCAUGAAGAACCGGUCUCCUCGUCCGACGAGGCAGACUCGGAGUUCACUGACAGCGGCAUUGGAACCAGCCUGUACUCGUCGGCGGCCAGGUCGGAGGUGCCCUUGCAAAAGAUUGUCUCCGAAAGUGACAGGAGUCUUUACACGACUGGUCAAUCGGUGGCGUCGCUGCGACGGAUGCUGUCGGAGGGCAGUUCCAUGACGCUCUCUCAUGAAGACUACCACGUGGGGAUCGUGUGUGCCCUCCACAAGGAGUUGUUGGCGGUGCGGGCGUUGUUGGACAGCACCCACCCAAUGCUGCAAAUUGUGGACCAGGACAGCAAUCACUACGCCUUGGGCCGGAUGGCCGGUCACAACGUUGUGGCGGCCUGCCUGCCAUCCGACGACAUUGGCACCAACACCGCCGCCAGUGUGGCAGCCCACAUGAUCCGGAGCUUCCCAGCGAUCAAGUUCUGCCUGGUGGUGGGAAUCGGCGGCGGCGUGCCGUCCGCAGACAAUGACAUCCGCCUGGGCGAUCUUGCAGUCAGCACGGGGGUGAUCCAGUACGACUUCGGCAAGGCGGUGCAAAACUCCCUCUUCAAAACCACCGGGCAAGUUCAGCCGCCGCCGCCGUUGCUGCGGACGGCCAUCAGCGAGAUGAGAUCGGAUCCCAACCUGUCGCUCGGCCAGCUGCAAGAAUACAUCGAAGUGAUUGGAGGGCCGCGACCCGAGUACAGACGCCCGGCACCACACCAGGACAAGCUGUUUGUGGCCUCGUACGCCCACAGGCACAAGCAGGACAGCUGUGACAGCUGCGACGGGCCACAAGUGGAGCGCCUGCCGCGCUUGGGAGACUCUCCCCGCGUCUUCUAUGGCAUGAUCGCCUCGGGAAACCAAGUGGUCAAGGAUGCCCGGUUGAGGGACCGCCUGCACAAGGCCUACCCCAUUAUCUGCGUGGAGAUGGAGGCGGCUGGGGUGAUGAAGACCUGUGGAUGUCUGGUGAUUCGUGGGAUCUGCGACUAUGCCGACUCGCAUAAGAACAACAUGUGGCAAGAGUAUGCGGCGGCCGCUGCGGCGGCCUAUGCAAAGCUAUUCCUAUCUCGCACUCGCAGGCUCGAUGUGGACAUGAAUACCGACAGCCUGCAAUUGGAUACGCUUGCGCUUGGGCCGUUGAAGCGGGCAGCCUCCGAUUGGGAAUCCCGCAUGUCGCCUCCGAAGAAGUUUACGCUCAAUCCGGCCCACAGAGACCAGAAAGACCUGUGA
Molecule: messenger RNA, 5991 nt
Organism: Fonsecaea erecta
Lineage: Eukaryota; Fungi; Ascomycota; Eurotiomycetes; Chaetothyriales; Herpotrichiellaceae
Exons: 6
Coding region: 1-5991 (1996 amino acids)
Biological process (GO): nucleoside metabolic process
Molecular function (GO): catalytic activity
Source: RefSeq, a predicted model, not a curated record